UAUGUGAAAAAAUUCUCUGAAAUUUGGUUCUUUGAAUCUUGGUGUACUUGUUUGAAUCUAAAUUCAGACAAAAGGGAAUACUUGCAUAGAAACUAAUAUCCCGUACGUGAUUGAGAAAUCAUCUCAAUUCGGACUCUAACAUAUAUAUAUGAACCAGCUGAUUCUUGCAAGUUGGCCCUCCAAGAUCAAGAUGAACCUCUCUCUUGCAUGCAUUAUCCUAGUUUUAUAUUCAACGAUCUUCGUCGCAGAUGCUGCAAUAGGAAUCAACUGGGGAAGGCAGACUGCGCAUAAAUUGGUGCCUUCCAUGGUGGUGGAUUUGAUACUGCAGAAUGGGAUCAAACAUGCCAGAGUUUAUUCUACUCAGGCAGAUAUCUUGGAGGCCUUCGCCGGAAGUGGGAUCGACCUCAGCAUCACCAUCUUUGGGGCCAUACAAGUCAGAACUCCUGAGGCUGCCAAGAAAUGGGUCCAAUCUAGGUCUGAGUUUUUCGAUUCUUGUAAUAUAAGUCGGGUUUAUCUUGGAAACCAUGUUUUUAGAGACGGAAUCACUAAUAAGAGUCUCCUUAAUAUGUCCCUGAUGGCGUUGGAGUCGGUGCAGAAUGCCCUAAAUGAGGCUGGUUAUGGCCGUGUCAAGGUGACCCUGCCCUCUCCUGAGGGCGUGCUGAUUAACAUAACAAGGCCGUCAGAUGCUGAGUUCAGACCGGAAAUCAAGGCGGAGGUGGAGAGUACCCUCAAGUUCCUCCAGGCAAACAAUGCUCCAUUCGUCGUGGAAAUAUUCCCCAUCUCCCACGUUAUUGACAAUGGCUGGGAUGUAAGCUUUGCCUUUCCGGACAACAAGUCGACGCAUGUGGUCAGGGACGUAAACGGUGCUGUUUAUACAAACGUGUUUGAGUUCAUGCACGAUGCGUUUGUCUGGGCGCUGCGCAAGGCGGGAGCACCAGAUAUUAAGAUAAUAAUUGGGCAGGUGGGGUGGCCGACGGAUGGGUAUCCGGGUGCCAAUGUCUCCACGGCCGAGCGUUUCUACAAACACUUGCUGCCGUACGUGGUCAGCAACAAGGGGACACCAAUGCGGCCGGGAGCGCCCAUCGACACAUACGUGCAUGCGCUGACAGAUGAAAACAAGAUGCCUUAUUUUUACCCUUUUGCCCGGCAUUGGGGCAUUUACGCCUCCAACGGGGAGCCAAAGUACAAGAUCGACCUGACGGGCCAAGACCGUGAUAUCUUCCCACCGAAGGUCAAGGGGAUUAUGCGGAUGCCCCAGCGAUGGUGUGUGUUCGAUGGGAACUUAACAGAUAUAGUGAGAGUGAAGAAUCAUUUCUACUACGCCUGCACGCACGCUGAUUGCACGAGCCUGGCGUACGGUGGGUCGUGUAGCCAACUCAAUUUUGUGCAGAACAUCUCGUUCGCAUUCAACAUGUACUUUCAAUCCCAGUUUCAAUCCGAGAAGGCGUGUGGUUCCGAUGGUUUGGGCAAGGUGGUCACUGAGAAUCCAUCUACGGGCACCUGUAUAUUCCCUGUGGAGGUCGUCAAAGGCGAGAUAUAUGAGUCUGCCGAUGGGAGCAGACUUGGUGAUGAGAUGCCUAUUCCGACAAUCUUUGUGUUUCUUCUUUCAGUUCUCUGGACAUUGUUGUGGGAUUGAAUUGCUGGAAAACUGGACAUUGGAUCAUGUCUCUAUCAAUCUAUCUGUCACUUCUCUUGAAUUAUGGGAAAAAAGUAUGUACUUUUGUAUAACUCAUACUUAUAUAUAUAUAUUAUGUCAUCAUUGAUUCG
Messenger RNA from Sesamum indicum (sesame), 1767 nucleotides. Its product is annotated as glucan endo-1,3-beta-glucosidase 8. The record is from RefSeq and is a predicted model, not a curated record. Lineage: Eukaryota; Viridiplantae; Streptophyta; Magnoliopsida; Lamiales; Pedaliaceae. Gene Ontology annotation, molecular function: hydrolase activity, hydrolyzing O-glycosyl compounds. Gene Ontology annotation, biological process: carbohydrate metabolic process.